GAGGGCGGUACACACCUGUGGGGAUUAAAAGUCAUAAAGCCAAGACGACAGAAAAUCUCAAUAUUUAUAAUAAUUCAGGACAAUGUUCACAUCGAUGUUUUUCUCAUUACUUGUUUAUUUCCUUUCAGGAACUCUCUGUUCUGCUCUCGUUGUUCAUGGUGGACAUGACCAUAACCACGGUGGUCAAGAUGUGCACGGACACGGUGGUCAAGAUGUGCACGGACAUGGCGCUCAUGAUACGCAUGGACAUGGUGGUCGGGAGGUGCAUCGCCAAAGUGGAUAUGGCGGUCAAGAAGUGCAAUGGUUCACGGAAGUCGGCCCUGAUGGAAUACCACGUGAAGUACAGUUAACCAUGGACGAAGUCCAGCGACGUCUUCGAGACCAACAAGCUCGUGGAAUCACUGACACAAAGUACUAUGGAGAAAAUGGUUUAGUGACGAUAGACAGGGGGCAUUUGAGGCCCGGGGAAUUGCUUCCCGGUCCUGUCGAUCCAUGGGUCUCGGCAACCUUUGAGGAAGAGAAAAGAAGGUUGGAACUGGAAAGACUGAGAAAGGAAAGACUAGAACAGGAAAGACGAAUAAAGGAGCUGGAAAAACGUCUGGCUAACGAGAGAAGACAGAACUCAAAUAGGAGAAGGCCAACUAUUAGGAGACCUAAUCGAGUAAAUAAUCGAAAUCGAUUGAAUAUUCGCAGAACAACUGGAGGAAAUACUCGCAGACGAACUGAGGGAAAUACACGCAGACUAACUGGCGGAAAUACUCGAGGAAGAUCUUCCUCACGUGGACGAGGUACUAUACGCGGGAGAGCACCAGGCAGAAGAAGAAAUGUACAAGAAAAGAAGCCUGAAAAGAAAAAAGACAAAAAAGAAAGUAAGAGACCCGGGGGUUUAAUUUCGCGCUGGAUCGAAUCCAACCGGAAGCUGAUGGAUAAAGUAACCGAUAGAAAGCCAAGGGGUUUCUUAUCGGGUUUAUUGUUUGGAUAAACAACAACAGAAAGGUCAUAAAAUGAAAACAUUUGAGCAAUGAUUUUAAAAAAGGACACCAGGAAAGAUAUUAUUUAUUGUUAUCCAAGUUGAAUUUCCUAAAUAUCUUUCACUUUUUAUGAAUAAGGGAUUGAUUAGUAAAUAUUUUGGUAAAUGAACGCAUUUUUAUUUAAGAACAAUUGAAUACAAAACAAAUAACAUGUAAUUCAAUUAUUUAUAUUUUUUUGUAUUUUAUGAGCUAACUGUGAAAGACAAAAUUGCAUGGGAAUUGUCGAGUUACAGACAAUCAAAAGUGGAGAUGUUCAUGUUCAUUGGUAAAAUCUUCUUGUCAAAAGUACCUUUUAGAAUGUUAGGAAUCGUAGUGAUUAUUGUUAGUACAAUGAACAAAAAUUGAUUCGGUAGGUCUCUGUUAAAAAUAUAAGACAAAUGUUUAUAUACUAGAGGAUCGAGAAAUUCAAAUGCCAUUCUGCAUAAAACAUGUGAUAUAAAAUAAAGAAAUCAUUCUAGAUUCGUGUAGGUAUGAAAAAAAUUAGCAAUGAAAAUAACUCUUGAUUCCUUCUAAAAAUAACAUUUUCCGUAGGAAUUAAGUUACCGACAUUGAAUUUACGCGCCCUAGUGGAAUGAAAGAAAAAUCACGUCAGAAUAGGCCAAAAAGAAACUGCAGUAAAUAAGAGUUUUAUUAGGACGCAAAAAGAGAUGUAAAGACAAUCAGAAAUAUCUUUGGUCCUGAUCUUGUUCCAGAUAUACCCAAAUUUUAAAAAAAAAACUUCCCAUAUCAACGACAAACUUUUCUAUAGAUAGAAAAUUAACAAGAUUGCUUUUUAAAAAAAACUUUGCCGUCUUUAGCAAUAAUCUUAAACAGUGAAUUGACAUACACCUCUCAGUCUGUAUUAUCCUUGAGCAGUUCUUGGCUUUGAAUAAUUUCUUUAUCAGCUCUUUACAGACAUAAGAGUAGUCACAAACACAAAGUAACAAGACUUUAAAUGUUUGCACGCAAUAAAGAACACAUAUCUGUUAACCUUGAAAAUACAGAAACACUUUUUAACAAUUGCUAAAAAAAAAUUAAAAAGUCAUAAAUUGCAAUUUCUUUUGUUCGUUUUAUUUUAAAGGGAUUUUAAUUACAUGGAUUAUAUUUUGAUCUGUAAAAUGAUUCCCUAAAAUAUUGAUUAUUCAUUUCGAAUAUAGCAACAUUGUGUCAUGUGUACUUUUUCGCUUGAAUACACAUUUCCCUUUCUGUCAGGACUAUUUGUCUUGGCGCUUCAAAGGUGAAAGAUGAAAGUUUUUUUUUAAAAUGUUUUGUUUAUUAUAAUGUUUAAAGUUUGUUUAUUCCCUUUUUGAAUAUUGAAUAAUAAAAAGUUUACAGAU
Molecule: messenger RNA, 2347 nt
Organism: Saccostrea echinata
Lineage: Eukaryota; Metazoa; Mollusca; Bivalvia; Ostreida; Ostreidae
Exons: 2
Coding region: 83-982 (299 amino acids)
Source: RefSeq, a predicted model, not a curated record